UCGGACAAAUUAAAUAAUCUUAUAAAAACGAAAAUGAGUAUUUGUUAAAAAAGAAAAGAAAAAGGAAAGGAAUAUACUAGUACUAGUAAAUCGCAUAGCAGUGAGAGGAACUGAAACCCUAAAUCACUCCGCCGCUCAAACUAACUGCCUCUCAAUAAGCAGGUUCAGUCCAGAUCGACCCUAAUAUGGCUCUGAUCCUUCAUUCCGGUGAAAUCAACAAAAAUGCUUACAAGGCACGCAUUGCAGCUGAAUAUGCUUCUGUCCAACUUCAAUUGACUCCCAAUUUUGAGAUGGGUGUCUCUAACAAGACACCUCAAUUUCUCGACAUGAAUCCUCUUGGCAAGGUUCCUGUCUUGGAAACCCCUGAUGGUCCUGUCUUUGAGAGCAAUGCUAUUGCUCGUUAUGUUGCCAGACAAAACAACAACAACACUUUGUAUGGUUCUUCUUUGAUUCAAUAUGCUCAAAUUGAACAAUGGAUUGAUUUUUCAUCCUUGGAGGUUGAUUCUAAUAUUAACAAGUGGCUCUAUCCAAGAUUGGGAUAUGGGGUUUACCUUCCUCCAGCUGAAGAGAUUGCAAUUACUGGCCUGAAGAGAGCUUUGAAUGCUUUGAACACUCACCUUGCCUCCAAUACUUACCUAGUUGGCCACUCUGUUACCCUGGCUGACAUCAUAACGACAUGCAAUUUGUAUGUUGGUUUCACCCGUCUCUUUGUCAAGAGCUUCUCCUCAGAGUUUCCUCAUGUUGAGAGAUACUUUUGGACCUUGGUCAAUCAGCCAAACUUCCGCAAGAUAUUAGGCCAAGUCAAGCAGGCUGAAGCUGUACAACCUCUUCAAUCUGCAAAGAAGCCUUCCCAGCCUAAAGAUUCUAAGGCCAAGGUAAACGACGAACCCAAGAAGGAGGCCAAGAAGGUGCCAGAAAAGCCGAAAGAAGAAGCAGAAGAAGAGGCACCCAAGCCCAAACCCAAGAAUCCACUUGAUCUUCUUCCUCCAAGCAAGAUGAUACUGGAUGACUGGAAAAGACUCUACUCGAACACUAAAAACAACUUCAGAGAGGUUGCUAUCAAAGGAUUUUGGGACAUGUAUGAUCCUGAAGGGUACUCUCUUUGGUUCUGUGAUUACAAAUACAAUGAUGAGAACACUGUUUCCUUUGUGACAUUGAACAAGGUUGGUGGAUUUCUUCAGCGGAUGGAUUUAGCCCGCAAAUAUGCUUUUGGAAAGAUGCUUGUUAUCGGUUCUGAGCCACCUUUUAAGGUAAAAGGGUUGUGGCUUUUCCGUGGGCAAGAAAUCCCUAAAUUUGUGAUGGAUGAAUGCUAUGACAUGGAGCUGUAUGAAUGGACAAAGGUCGACAUCUCAGAUGAAGCUCAAAAGGAGCGUGUCGGUCAGAUGAUUGAAGAUUUUGAACCUUUUGAGGGGGAACCUCUGUUGGAUGCCAAGUGCUUCAAGUGAAUUUUUAUUUGUCGACAAAAGUGAAAUUUGCAAGGAUAUGUUUGUGUUCAUUUUUGAUAGCUUCUUUCCUAUCUCAGUUUCAUGGAAGAACUAGCUGAAAUUUGAUUUGAGACAUAUUUAAACCUUUAAGUGCUUGACAAAGACUAGAAGUACUUUUUAGUAUGUAUGAAAAUGAAAAUUCAUGGAUUCAUGUUUUUCUCC
Medicago truncatula (barrel medic) is the source of this 1646-nucleotide messenger RNA. Its product is annotated as elongation factor 1-gamma. The transcript is spliced from 6 exons. The coding region runs from base 186 to 1445 and encodes 419 amino acids. Gene Ontology annotation, molecular function: glutathione transferase activity; translation elongation factor activity. Gene Ontology annotation, biological process: translational elongation. The record is from RefSeq and is a predicted model, not a curated record. NCBI's taxonomy places the organism in Eukaryota, Viridiplantae, Streptophyta, Magnoliopsida, Fabales, Fabaceae.